Molecule: messenger RNA, 4094 nt
Organism: Ailuropoda melanoleuca (giant panda)
Lineage: Eukaryota; Metazoa; Chordata; Mammalia; Carnivora; Ursidae
Gene: RAB2B
Product: RAB2B, member RAS oncogene family
Exons: 3
Coding region: 203-442 (79 amino acids)
Molecular function (GO): GTP binding; GTPase activity
Source: RefSeq, a predicted model, not a curated record
CAAAUAGAAGAAUUGGAGACGUCCCUGGAGGUGCUGUGCGAGUAUUACAGUCGCUCCGACCGAGAGAGGAGUUCAGGGGAGAGCAAUAGAGACAUGAUCUGGGCUAGAGGGGCCAGAGAUCGGUAGAUUGCGCGGCUAGAGAGGCCGGAGGUAAGUGGCUGUAAGAAGUCGGGCGGACCCGGAAUCCAGAGGAAACGGGACCAUGACUUAUGCUUAUCUCUUCAAGUACAUCAUCAUCGGGGACACAGGUGUGGGGAAGUCAUGUCUCCUCCUGCAGUUUACAGACAAGCGGUUCCAGCCUGUCCACGACCUCACAAUAGGUGUGGAGUUUGGGGCCCGUAUGGUCAACAUUGACGGAAAACAAAUCAAACUGCAAAUCUGGGAUACGGUGAGAGAGAACAGGAUAACUUAUUCCCUGACCAAGAUCCAAACAGAACAGUAAAGGCUGUUGUGGGGGCAAGGGGCUAUGAGGGUGGGGCUGAUGGUGGAGAUGAGAGUAAGGGAAGAAUUUUCACUUUCAUCUGUUACAGUUAAAAUUCUGAAUACCGUAUCUUUGUAUUUUUCUUUUAUUUAUUUUUUAAGAUUUUAUUUAUUUGAGAGCGCUAGAGAGGGGGAGGGUCAGAGAGAGAAGCAGAUUCCCUGCUGAGCAGGGAGCCCAAUGCGGGACUCCAGGAUCAUGACCUGAGCCGAAGGCAGUCAUUUAACCAACUGAGCCACCCAGGCGCCCUGUAUUUUUAUUUUAAAUUACCCAAGUAAUGUAUGAGUUUGUCCUAGUAAAAAUAAAAGCAAACAAUAUUAAGUGUAUAGAGUAAAAUGUGAAUGUCCCCUUUCACAUACAUAAACUUCUUCUUCCUUCCAUUCCUGGUUUCUGCCUAACCGGUGUGAAUGUUUCAGUGCUUACACUUUCAGACUUUUUCUUUGUGUUCAGAUACAUACACGUGUACAAAUAUAUGGUAAUGGUUUUGUUCUUGUUAGUUUUACAUGCAAAGAAUCAUGGUAGAGUAGACCUAGCUAUAUGAAUUAAGUUUUUUAUUUAAUAAUUUCUGUGUUUUGGAUACUUCCAUGUUGAUAACAUAUAUCUCUGGUUCAUUCCUUUUAACCACUAUAUAGACUCAUAAAAAGUCUGUACCAUCAUUUAUUUAACUAUUCUCCCAAUGAUGGAAAUUCAGGUUUCCAGUUUUCACCUUUGCAAAUUUUCACUGAAUGUCUUUGGUUACCACAUCUUUAUGCAAAUGUUUGAGAAUUUCUGUGGAAUGCCUGCCCAGAAAUGGAAAUUCUGGGUCAAAGGUUAUGCAUAUUUUAAAAUUUGACAAAUGUAGUCCUUCCAAAAUUUAGCUUGACUUAGUAUAAUUUUGUUUUAUCCAGAUAAAUUGCCUUUAUGUGUAUUAUCUCAUUUGAUUUGUAUCUUUCUUUUCUCUAAGGAAAAUAAUACUGUCUUUAUUUGAAGUUAAAGGAAGGAAGCACAGAGUUCUUAAUAUUCAGCUAAAAUCUGUUUUUCUUUACUUAUUAUUUGAUUCUUUUUUUUUUUCCUAAACUCAGAGCUGAAGCCCUUAUAACUGUAAGCAGUACACAGUGAUAUUUCCUUUUUUUCCUCCCUUCCCCCUCCUCCCAUCCUCCCAUCCUCUGUCUCCCUACACAUGCAGGUAUCUUUCUUAGUCUUAAAAGUACAGUUGAUCCUUGAACAAUAUGUGUUUGAAUUACACAGGUCCGCUCAUGUGAAUUUUUUUCAAUAAAUGUACUACAGUACUGUAAUGUAUUUUCUUAACGUUUUUAUUCUCUAAGCGUAUUUUACUGUAAAAAUACAGUAUUUAGGGAACUAAUAUACAAAACUUAUUGAUGAACAUGAUAUGUUAUGGGUAAGGCUUCUGGUCAGCAGUAGGUUAUUAGUAGUUAAGGUUUGAAGGAGUCGAAGUUAUACAAGGAAUUUCGACUUUAUGGCAGCCAGACUCCCUAAUUCCUCUCUUGUUCCGGAGUCAACUGUAAGUUAACUUGCUGCUCUAAGCCCUUUUUGCAGAGUCUUUUUCUGGUGGCCUCUAAGGUUGUUAACACUUUUGGGUGCACUGAUUCAUUAAGUGCUUUUUAACUAGGAUCAUAUUCUCUUGUACAUUAUGUGGUUGUAUUUGCAAUUAUUUUAAUAACCUUUUGCCCUUCUGACUAGACUUUAUAUCCUUAAUAGUGGAAGCACUAACCACAUACCUCUAAAUCUUCCAAACUUGUUCUGUUGACUAGUUUUGUCUCUAGCCUUUUCCUCCCAACUAAGCCCAAUAGGUAUUAUUCUAUGUCUGUUGCCAAGGUUAAGUUCAUAUAUUUCUUUUUUUUUUUUUUAAAGAUUUUAUUUAUUUAUUCGACAGAGACAGCCAGCGAGAGAGGGAACACAAGCAGGGGGAGUGGGAGAGGAAGAAGCAGGCUCAUAGCGGAGGAGCCUGAUGUGGGGCUCGAUCCCAUAACGCCGGGAUCACGCCCUGAGCCAAAGGCAGACGCUUAACCUUUGUGCCACCCAGGCGCCCCAAGUUCAUAUAUUUCUUAAACAGCUGUCACUCGUUCCCUUCUCCUUUUAUUGUUUAGGCCCAAGUGUUCUUUGUCACUAUUAACCCAAGUAUGUAUAUUGCAACUCUACUUUUAUUAUCUCCUGGUUUUUAUAUUUCCCACAUUGAUAGAUUUGCCUCCCUAAAGAGGCCACAGGACAAAUUCUGAGCAGAUGACAGAGUGAGGCCUGUAGAUGUCAAGACUGGUAGUAUCUAGUUCUGCCUUUUUAACUUAAACCUCUACCAUUUCUAAAAAUGGGUGUUUUCAUGCCAGGAGACCCAGUUGCUGCCAGUUAGUUGUAUGGCCACAGUUAUGAGAGUGUCUGAGUGUUGGUUUGCUGGCUUCUGUGUUUUUUUUCCUUACAUGGUAACAUGAGACAGUGGAUCAUAAAAUAAGAAAGUUGAGAGCCACUGCUCUUUUGACAAGAUCCUCAAGGACCAUAAGGCCUGAUAGGCACUUGUGAUGCAACUGACCUAGUUCUUUUCUGUUCCCUUUUAAUAAUUGUAUUGCAAUUAUACUAAUCUCUGUUGAAUUAUAAAAAGAUAUGAGGUUUCAGAAUAUUAAGUUUUCUAUUUGAAAUUUUUAAGCGAUUCCGGCCUAUAACGUAGUGUGUUUCUUGUCUGCCACUCUCUGGGCAAGCCUGAUCAUUUUUCCCUUGUCAGCUCUGAUCUACUCAUUGCUUAGCCACCUUGGCUUCCCAUUUUGUUGACCCCAUUCUCUCACAUACUCCCAAAGUCAUCCUACGUGAAAAUAUUUAGGGAUUACCAUGAAGGAAAUUUUUAAAGAGAUCAAGUUACCCAAAGUUUUUUGUUGUCACUGGUUCUGGUUAUUGAUAAGGAUGUAGAGAGCCAUAUUACUUUUUGGUUUUUUUCUUUUUAGUAGGCUCCAUGCCCAAUGUUGGGCUUGAACUCACAACCCUGAGGUCAAGAGUCGCAUGUUCCACCAACUAAGCCAGCUAGAUGCCCCUAGACAGCCACAUUAUUAUCUCUUUUCAUCCUGUACAUGUAAUUGCCCAAAUAACCCAUGCUAAAUGAAUAGGCAUUAUACUGUAGUUACUAUAAAAUACUGGUCAAUCCCAAAUUCCUUUGUAUUUUACUUCAGAAUGCAUUUUGAUUCUUAGGAAAUGAGCCUUUCUGGCUUUGUAGGAAUUGAUACUUCAGACUACAGUUGACCCUUAAACAAUGUGGGGAUUAGGGGUAUCAACCUCUGUACAGUCAAAAGUCUGCAUAUGAUUUUUGACUCCCCAAAAGAUUAACUACUUUUUUUUUUUUUUUUACUUUAUUCUAAGUAAUCUCUAUACCCAAUGUGGGGCUUGGGCUUGAACUCAUGACCUUGAGAUCAAGGGUCACAUGCUUUUCUAACUAAGCUAGCCAGGCACCCCCAAAUACUUAACUACUAAUAACCUACUGUUGACCAGAAGGCUUACUCAUAACAUAAGAAAUGGAUUAAUACGUAUUUUGUAUGUUAUAUGUAUAUAUAUGUUAUGUAUAUUUUAUGUGUAUAUUAAGGUAAGCUAGAGAAAAGAAAAUGUUAUUAAGAAAACCAUAAUAGAGGGGUCCCUGAGUGGC